GGAAAAGGUCCAACCAAACAGCAAGCUUACAAAGACAAUGACUGUUCUUCCCUUGUUGGCAAACAAUCGAGUGAAGAAAGGCAUAGCAUUAGAUGGGAAACUAAAGGAUGAAGACACUAACCUGGCUUCUACUACUAUUAUAAAAGAUGGAAUAGACCGGACAGUUCUAGGGAUCCUGGUUGCUUACAAGAUCAAGGUGAAGCUUACUGCCUCAGGCCUGCUGGGAGAUUUCACUUCUAGUGAUGUGAGCAUGGAGUUGCCCUUCCGUCUGAUGCACCCCAUGCAAGAAGAGCCCAAUACAGCAGGUCGGUAG
Messenger RNA from Protobothrops mucrosquamatus (brown spotted pit viper), 313 nucleotides. Its product is annotated as S-arrestin-like. Gene Ontology annotation, molecular function: G protein-coupled receptor binding. The annotation marks the transcript as partial. The transcript is spliced from 4 exons. Lineage: Eukaryota; Metazoa; Chordata; Lepidosauria; Squamata; Viperidae. The record is from RefSeq and is a predicted model, not a curated record. Gene Ontology annotation, cellular component: photoreceptor inner segment; photoreceptor outer segment. Gene Ontology annotation, biological process: G protein-coupled receptor internalization; signal transduction.